Messenger RNA from Hibiscus syriacus, 1675 nucleotides. Its product is annotated as tubulin alpha-5 chain. Gene Ontology annotation, biological process: microtubule cytoskeleton organization; mitotic cell cycle. Gene Ontology annotation, molecular function: GTP binding; structural constituent of cytoskeleton. The coding region runs from base 155 to 1504 and encodes 449 amino acids. NCBI's taxonomy places the organism in Eukaryota, Viridiplantae, Streptophyta, Magnoliopsida, Malvales, Malvaceae. Gene Ontology annotation, cellular component: microtubule; cytoplasm. The transcript is spliced from 5 exons. The record is from RefSeq and is a predicted model, not a curated record.
AAAUACUAAAAAGGCAGAAAAAUCGAUGCUUUGUUGUAUGUUAUCUUCUCAGACUUGAAUCCAUCAGCGUUCUCUGUGUCCAUUCGAUUUCCCGUAAGAAAUUUUUUUCAGCUCAGAUCCUUCGUCUUUGAUCAUCUAACCCUUUAGGUGAAAGAUGAGAGAAGUUAUAAGCAUUCAUAUAGGCCAAGCUGGGAUUCAGGUUGGGAAUUCCUGCUGGGAACUCUACUGUCUUGAACAUGAAAUCCAACCCGAUGGAAUGAUGCCCAGCGACACCUCUGUGGGUGUGGCACAUGAUGCUUUCAACACUUUCUUCAGCGAAACGGGAUCAGGGAAACAUGUGCCUAGAGCCUUGUUUGUGGAUCUGGAACCCACUGUGAUCGAUGAAGUUAGGACUGGUCAUUACCGCCAGCUUUUCCACCCUGAACAGCUUAUUUCUGGCAAGGAAGAUGCUGCCAACAACUUCGCCAGAGGCCACUAUACAAUUGGGAAGGAAAUUGUCGAUCUCUGCCUUGACCGUGUUCGGAAGUUAGCUGAUAAUUGCACUGGUUUACAAGGUUUUCUGGUGUUUAAUGCUGUUGGUGGUGGAACUGGUUCUGGUCUAGGGUCUUUGUUAUUAGAACGCUUAUCAGUAGAUUAUGGAAAGAAGUCGAAGCUUGGGUUUACCAUCUAUCCUUCACCUCAGGUCUCGACGGCAGUUGUGGAGCCUUACAACAGUGUUCUGUCCACUCACUCCCUUCUCGAGCACACAGAUGUGACUGUGCUAUUGGACAAUGAAGCAAUUUAUGACAUAUGCCGCAGGUCACUUGAUAUCGAGAGGCCGACUUACACCAACUUGAACCGUUUGAUAUCUCAAAUCAUAUCGUCGUUGACGACUUCCUUGAGGUUCGAUGGAGCCAUUAACGUGGACAUUACGGAGUUCCAAACCAAUCUGGUUCCGUACCCUCGUAUCCAUUUCAUGCUCUCUUCGUAUGCACCUGUUAUCUCAGCCGCAAAAGCCUACCACGAGCAAUUAUCGGUUCCUGAGAUCACUAAUGCUGUGUUUGAGCCCGCAAGCAUGAUGGCAAAGUGUGAUCCUAGGCAUGGGAAGUACAUGGCAUGCUGCCUCAUGUAUCGAGGAGAUGUUGUCCCCAAGGAUGUUAAUGCUGCUGUUGCUACUAUCAAAACGAAGAGGACCGUGCAGUUUGUUGACUGGUGCCCAACAGGCUUCAAAUGCGGCAUUAACUAUCAGCCUCCAACUGUUGUACCUGGAGGCGAUCUUGCUAAGGUGCAGCGAGCUGUUUGCAUGAUAAGCAAUAACACAGCAGUGGCCGAGGUGUUUGCACGCAUUGACCACAAGUUCGAUCUCAUGUAUGCAAAGAGAGCUUUCGUGCACUGGUAUGUUGGUGAGGGCAUGGAAGAAGGUGAGUUCUCCGAAGCCCGUGAGGAUCUGGCUGCUCUGGAAAAAGAUUACGAAGAAGUUGGUGCUGAAGGGGUUGAUGAUGAAGAGGAUGGUGAAGACUAUUAAUGCUCUUAUGCAAACAAUAUUUACUUCAAAGAUCGGUUCAGUGUCCGAGGGUAUUCCUACCUCCCUUUCACGUGUCCUUCCCUAUCGAUUUAUCUUGUGUGGCACUGCCUUCCUGUGUGUCAAAUGUUAUUUUGUUGAAUGUUGUCUUCUUUGUUAUCAAGAAUUUGCCUA